GCAAUGCGAAUGCGGCUUCAAGGACGACUACAUUCUCGACGACACCGACGACGGCCGCUUCUACUGCGUCCAGUGCUCCGUCGACCACAACACCCAGGCGACCGCCGUCGAUGACGCCGAUUUCCGAACCCCGGGCAACAUGUCCUUUCACCGAGUUUCCCAACCCUCCAAAACCCCUACCAGAGCCAUCAACCCCCCCGUUGCCCCUCCCUUCGAGGAAGAAAUCGACGAGCUGGGGGCUCAGGUACGGCGGCGCUACGUGGAGGGCCUGCAGGUGUUCCUCUACCAGCAGCUGUAGGUGCUGGUCGAGAGGUGCCGGGUGAGCGCGCUCGUCUGCGGCGUGGCCCGAACCGUCUGGCUGCGAUGGGUGGCCGCCUCCAAGGUGUUCGACGGAAUGUGGACGCGGAAGGUGCUCGCCGAGGAUGCGUCCGCGCAGAGACCGAAGCGUUCUGCCAGUGGAGGUGGUGAUGUUCAGUUAUCACAACUGAAAGACAAGAACAAACUUGAUCAACAUAUGUGGUUUCUUAUGUGUGCAGGCGAGCAGAAACCUCAGGGGGUGAAGCGUGAACGGGCGGAUGAAGCCUCGCCUCGUAGAGACAGGCGAAGGGUCGAGUUCAUCUAUCUGCGCUCGUCGAGGAAGAUGCUGCCGCUCUACUCGACAUUGUCUGUCUCUUUCCUGGCCUGUCAUAUUGCCCGGGAAGCCAUCCUACCGACCGACAUUUAUAAGUGGGCGAUGGAGGGUAAGCUUCCUUACGUGGCAGCAUUUACCGAGGUUGACAGGCUUCUUGGGAGCCCUGGAAAACACUGCCCUCUGAAUGCGAGGCAACUCUUCAGGCCAGUCCGAGUGAUUGGAGCGUGGCAGCUGGAAGCUGCAGCUGGGUCCAUAGCGCAAAGAAUAGGCUUGCAGCUUCCUUCAGUUAAUUUUUAUGCUAUUGCUCAACGCUACUUGAAUGAGUUGUAUCUGCCGGUAGAAAGAAUCCUUCCCCAUGCUUGCCGCAUCUAUGAAUGGGCAAUGCCUCCAGAACUCUGGUUGUCUAGUAAUCCAGCUAGGAUCCCUACACGGGUCUGUGUAAUGGCUAUACUAAUAGUGGCCUUAAGACUUCAGUAUAACAUCAAUGGUCAAGGGAUAUGGGAGGAGAUUUGCGAGGCGGCAAGAAAUGCAGGUGGGUCUGAUCGUGAUGCAAAUUUAUCACCAUCAAUGAAUCUUGAUGGCGGUACCAGUGCGGAGUUUGGCACAAGAGAAUUGCUAUGGACUCUGGUACAUGGCUAUGAUAAAAUUGACGUUGCACAUGACUAUUCGAAGGACCUUCACUCAUAUCUCAGAUAUUGCAAAGAUGUUGUUUUUCCUGGGAUUGCAUGUUCAGUUGAAGAAGAGCACUUAAUAGGGAUCUUCCAGGAUCUGUACAAAGGACGAGAGGAUGAGAAUUCAAAAGGCCACACCAGAAAUGGACUGAAUAAACGAGGUCGGGACGGGACUUCUGUUGGUGCAAGGUACUUUUCUGCAUCAUCAUCAUCAGGGAUACAAAGUAUCAAGUCAGAAAUGGAAGACCAUGGAUUUUGUUAUAUGCCGCCAAGGAAAUGGCCAAGAUCAGAUGGCUACCUUCACUAUAGAAGGAAGACAAUGACUGGUCGUCUUGUUUGUGCCGGACAUGCUGAUUAUUACCUGUUGAUACGCUCAUUUGCCAAACUUGCGGAAGUUGAUAUUAUGGUUAUGCAUGCUAGUGUGUUAAAACUUGAGAGGAGACUUGGCUGGAUAGAGGAAAGAAUAGGCAGAAGCUUGGAUGCCUUGCAGAAUCUACCUACCUAAGCAAAUGAUGCGAAAAUACAUGUUUCAGGCUGAAGUUUUUGAUGGAUUGCCACUUUGCCUAGUCAGUAAUUGGUGAUGAGUUAUGGUUCUUAUAUCGGGAAAAGAGAUUAUGUUUGUAGUUUGGAUCUCAUGAUCCUGGACCAGACGAUGAGGAUCCAAACAACAGACUCUCUUGCAAGAUCCUGCUGACAAAGUGAACAGUAAUCCGUAUCUCAACUUGUGCUAACGAUUCCCAUGGAGAUGUUCUUAGACCGUAGUUCACUUUGGUGGCAAGUUAUAGUCAUCCUCUGCGAGAUUUAUCAGCUCAAAUGUAAAAAGUUACCAAGGGCACUAUGGAAUUUAUUUUAGUUGACAAGUUUUCACCUUUUUUUAUUUAUGAAUUAUCCACCUCACCGUUUGCUUGUAGGAAAAUAUGUUGUUGUACCAGACUUUUUCGCCUCAUGUCUAUGGAGCCUGUUUGUUUCUUAGGUUA
Hordeum vulgare subsp. vulgare (domesticated barley) is the source of this 2279-nucleotide messenger RNA. Its product is annotated as TATA box-binding protein-associated factor RNA polymerase I subunit B-like. The record is from RefSeq and is a predicted model, not a curated record. Gene Ontology annotation, cellular component: RNA polymerase I core factor complex; RNA polymerase transcription factor SL1 complex. Bases 395 to 1807 code for a protein of 470 amino acids. Gene Ontology annotation, molecular function: RNA polymerase I core promoter sequence-specific DNA binding. Lineage: Eukaryota; Viridiplantae; Streptophyta; Magnoliopsida; Poales; Poaceae. Gene Ontology annotation, biological process: RNA polymerase I preinitiation complex assembly; nucleolar large rRNA transcription by RNA polymerase I. The transcript has 4 exons.